CAGCGGGUCAGCUUUGUCCUCCACACUGCCUCCUAUGCCUCUUACACCUCCAGCUGAGCCCGGAUGCAGCUGGAGGAGCUGGAAUUGAAAAGUUUUGGCAUUUCUACUACAGACAAAACAUAACAAUACCCGGAACCAAAGAUGAACUGGGCAUCAUUCUAUGCCGUCAUCAGCGGCGUGAACAGGCACUCCACUGGUAUCGGUCGCAUCUGGCUCUCUGUCCUGUUCAUUUUCCGCAUCCUGGUAUUAGUGGUUGCAGCUGAGAGCGUGUGGGGUGAUGAAAAGUCCGGCUUCACCUGCAACACCCAGCAGCCAGGCUGCAACAGCGUCUGCUACGACCACUUCUUCCCCAUCUCCCACAUCCGCCUCUGGGCGCUCCAGCUCAUCCUGGUCUCCACUCCAGCCCUGCUGGUAGCAAUGCAUGUGGCCCACCGCCGCCACGUUGACAAGCGGAUCUACAAACUGUCCGGCAGAACCAAUCCCAAAGACCUUGAGCAGAUAAAGACCCAGAAGAUGAAAAUUACAGGAGCCCUGUGGUGGACCUAUGUCAUCAGCCUGUUGUUCCGUAUUGUCUUUGAGGUCACUUUUAUGUAUGUGUUUUACACGAUUUACCCUGGUUACAAGAUGAUCCGGCUGGUGAAGUGUGACUCGUACCCUUGUCCCAAUACAGUGGACUGCUUUGUGUCGAGGCCCACGGAGAAGACGGUUUUCACCGUGUUCAUGCUGGCUGUGUCAGGGGUUUGCAUUCUGCUCAACAUUGCAGAGGUGAUCUUCUUAGUGGGGAAGGCCUGCAGUAAGCACCUGCACAAUGCUGGAGACUCAUCAGUGGCAGCUUGGAUCCAACAAAAGCUUUGCUCCUACUAACAAACAGACUGAUUUCAUAGGUCUACAAAGUGACGCUUAAAAUGGAAUUCUCUUUCUGACUGAACAUUGAAGGUCAAUAAAUAAUACUGCGUGGAAAAAAUGAAAAGGUAAUGACUUAUCUGGUGGCUUUAAGACUUUUCAUACCAGCAAUUAAAGUCACAAAGAACCAAAACAUUGUAGUACUUUGUAAUUAAAUUAUACCAUAUAAUGCACAUAAUAUAUACCAAGAAUUUCCUCUGGAAUUAAUAAAGAAUUUUUAUUUCAAUUUAUAAUUUCUGCAAGUUUAGCAAAAAUAAGUUGAGUGGCAUUCAAUGAAGAGGUAUUCCAGCUCUCUGUUGUCCCUUAUCCUUUUCAUUCAGCUUGAAAUAAACUAUGAAGCCGAACCUCUGCCACAUAUUAUUUUAAAUAAACACUUUUUUGUCAGAAAAAUGGGGAAAUAUAGUGAUACUGUAAUCUAUUAUUAUUUAUGUAAAAUGCAGUAAUAAUAACUUGUUUGUUUAAAUCGGUAUAGCUUGAACCUAACAUGAUGGAGGAUUUAAUGAUUCCCUCAAUUAUUAUGGGCAAGAUCUUUUAUUUAAAUGUGGUGAACAUGUCGCAUUUUGUCGACGUUAAUCUUAACAUCCUUUUUUCUUUUGUGGUUGAAAAUGUUCAUAUUUAAACAAAGCAACAAAUC
Melanotaenia boesemani (Boeseman's rainbowfish) is the source of this 1537-nucleotide messenger RNA. RefSeq names its product gap junction protein beta 1a (gene gjb1a). Gene Ontology annotation, biological process: cell communication. Lineage: Eukaryota; Metazoa; Chordata; Actinopteri; Atheriniformes; Melanotaeniidae. Bases 142 to 864 code for a protein of 240 amino acids. The record is from RefSeq and is a predicted model, not a curated record. The transcript has 3 exons. Gene Ontology annotation, cellular component: connexin complex.